AUGUACGACUCUGAGAGUAGUAGUGAUGGCGGUUGGAUCUCUUGGUUCUGUGAUUUAGAGGGUCAUGAUGAGGCCAUGAAAAUGAUACUUAGCAGCGAAAGCCCAGACUCUGAGGACUUGAAUGACUAAGGGUUCUUAGAGAUAUAUCAGUGUGCGAUGGAUCUAUAUGGGCUUAUACACUCUCGCUUUAUUUUAUCACCUAGAGGUUUAGCAAUGAUGAGGGAAAAGUAUUUGCUCGGAACUUUUGGAAGUUGCCAAAGAGUGCUCUGUGAAAGGUAACUAGUACUUCCAAUAGGUCUAUCUGAGGAGUUGUCUACUAGUAGAGUUAAGACUUACUGUCCAAGGUGCCAAGAAGUAUAUGUGCCAAGACAAAAGAAUUUAGAUAUUGAUGGCGCCUAUUUUGGAACAAGUUUCUCUCAUGUUCUUCUCAAGUCCUACCCUGAGUUGUAUCCUAAGGAAGGCCCUGUAACAUAUAUCCCAACAAUAUACGGAUUUAAAAUAUUUGGACAAAAAGGAUCGAGAUAUGAAAUUCAGUAUGAUGUAAUGGGUAAAGUUGUAAAUUAAAAGGAUGUUGACUCAGUAUUAAAAAAGAAAAUAGCCAGUGGAGCUGCAGGAAAUGUCAAUGGCACGAGUAGUGACGCACAAGUUAAUAAAACACCAGCUUACAAAUGA
Messenger RNA from Stylonychia lemnae, 672 nucleotides. NCBI's taxonomy places the organism in Eukaryota, Ciliophora, Spirotrichea, Sporadotrichida, Oxytrichidae. The record is from the annotation of a GenBank genome assembly.